ACCGGCAUGGAAAUUAUUCACUGCAAAGCUUUGCAUGAAUAUACCACGCUGUACAUUUAUUUCUGCAUCGUUAUGCUUUGAUACUUUUUGCCCAGUGACCACCUAGAGCACAGUUCACACUAUAAAAGCGACAGUACUGACAUGAAAGUUUGAGAACGGUUAGCCAAUUAGCAAAUAUGCUGGUCUUAGACUGGGUUGCUCCAAUUUUUUAUUGUGUGAUUGUUGUUUUACAACUACACGGUGGCGACGCAAAAGAUUUAAAAGCUAUGUGUUCAACAUGCAGACAGAUAACCGACAAUUUCAACAAGGGAUUUGAGAGAACAGCGAAAAAAAAUUUUGGCGGUGGAAACACUGCAUGGGAAGAGAGAAAAUUGUCGAAAUAUGAGACAAGUGAGAUUCGCCUGGUGGAGAUUCUGGAGGGCCUGUGUGACAGUAGCAGUUUUGAGUGCAAUCACAUGGUAGAGGAACAUGAAGAGCAGUUUGAAACAUGGUGGUUUAAGAGGAAAACAAAGAACCCAGAUUUAUUCAAAUGGUUUUGCAUUGAGACCAUUAAAGUAUGCUGUCCCAAGGGAACAUUUGGCCUUGAUUGCAAUGCCUGUGUUGGAGGAUCGGAUAGACCUUGCCAUGGAAACGGCAAAUGUGAUGGUGAUGGCACACGGGCAGGUGAUGGCAAGUGCAGUUGUGACCGUGGAUAUGAAGGAGAAUUUUGCCUCGAUUGUGCUGCCGGGUAUUUUAACGAAGAAAGGAAUGACACCUUUUCUCUGUGCAAAGAAUGUCAUGAGUCCUGCACAACCUGCUCUGGGCCAACAAAUCAUGACUGUGACAAAUGCAAGAGUGGCUGGGAAAAGGAUGAGGAGGGGACAUGUGUUGAUACUGAUGAGUGCUCCAAAGACAGUUCUCCAUGCAAAGAUGACCAAUAUUGCCUGAACACGAAUGGGUCCUAUUCAUGUUUAGCAUGUGACAGCAGAUGCUCUGGCUGUAUGGGGCCAGGUCCUGAUAAAUGUCGUACCUGCGCUAAGGGCUACAAGGACGAGGAGGGCACCUGCCAAGAUAUAAAUGAGUGUGAGCUGCCUGACCCGGUGUGUACUGAGGAAAACCGGGAAUGUGAGAAUACCAAAGGGAGCUUUAACUGUCGCUGCGCCAGUGGCUUUCAGGAACAGGAUGGAGUCUGCGUCCCGUCACCAGAACCAGAGGUAAGCCAGGAAGUGCCUUCAUCUGAGGGUGCAUAUACCCAGACAGCCAAAUUGUCAGAGCAACAUGAGGACCUGUGAUGUCAGAACUCUGUACUGUUGGACCUAAACACCAUGGAGCACGUGCAGUUGCUACACCAGCAGAAUGUAUCAGUUCACUCUGCCUCAGUCAAGUGGAGUACCAGAAUAGCACUUACUGUAUAUAUUUGGCAAAAAGAACUUUUAUCCCUGUGGAACAUGCCAAGGAAAAAGAACAAUUUCAGCCUCAAGCUGUAGUUCAGUCUCCGUUUAAUAUCGUGGUUCGAGAGAAACCAGUUCUUAUCUUUUUUAACUUAAUGCAGUGUUUUUUGUUUUGGGAAGGGGGUUGGGAAAAUUGUGAAUAAAGUCAAACCUAAUGAUGUAUUUGUGACUCACUUUGCUGAAGUAUUGCAAUAGUUAAAAGUGUUUCAUUUGAAUGCCAAGGAGUGUUAAAAUGUUUUUUGUUUUAACCUGAAAACAAGGCAUUCUGAUACCUUUGAAUGUAGUAAUCUUCUGUAUGCUCAUCUUUGCCAGUUUACUUUGACCAGGUUAGAGCACAUUUAUCAAAAUUUCAAUUUCCACAUUGAUGUAGAUGUGCUAAAGUGAGCAGCUCAACUAGUUGUUAUCCACAGUUCCUAAGCAGGUGUACAUUACAAGACUAUGUAAAUGACAUAAUGCAUUAUUACUUGACAUUAUCCACCAUGCUACAUAAAACCUAUACCCAACAACACAAGCACAUUACACCUGAUCAAAUGUGUGCUUUGUUUUUGGCCACAUCUUGUGUUUGAAAGUGAGUAACUGUAAUGAUUUGUUAUUCUGAUGGGUAAAGUAUUUUGAUUGUAAAUUACUCUUACUAAGAAUCAUAUUUGACCAAGGUUGCUGUUUGCACCAUACUACACGCUCCCUCCAGAUGGCUGCCUUUCAGUUAUUGUCCAUUAACUUUAUAAACGAAUUCAGACAGGGAUGAACAGGACCUUAUAGAUAUGUUGUGUAUCAGUAAAGAGUUUAAAUUUCUAUAAAUGAAAUAAGCCAUCGUUUUGUGCUUUUAUAACUGUUAGGUAUGAUAUCAAAGCAAUUGUACACAGAUUGAUUUGUCCAUAAUCGAUUAUCCACAGAGGAAUUCAUUUGGUCUCAGGACCGCAGCUCCUACUUGUAUUGAGCUCAUAAAACAAAACAAAAGCCCUAUAGGAAAAAAAAUAUAGCAUUUAUGGAGAACUUCACAGCUUAAAUGGUAAAAUGUAGUCUUG
Chanos chanos (milkfish) is the source of this 2455-nucleotide messenger RNA. It is a transcript of the gene creld2, whose product is annotated as CRELD disulfide isomerase 2. Gene Ontology annotation, molecular function: calcium ion binding. The transcript is spliced from 10 exons. The record is from RefSeq and is a predicted model, not a curated record. Lineage: Eukaryota; Metazoa; Chordata; Actinopteri; Gonorynchiformes; Chanidae. The coding region runs from base 177 to 1271 and encodes 364 amino acids.